Messenger RNA from Sinocyclocheilus rhinocerous, 4401 nucleotides. RefSeq names its product ras-specific guanine nucleotide-releasing factor 2-like. Gene Ontology annotation, biological process: Ras protein signal transduction. The coding region runs from base 312 to 4190 and encodes 1292 amino acids. Gene Ontology annotation, molecular function: guanyl-nucleotide exchange factor activity. The record is from RefSeq and is a predicted model, not a curated record. Gene Ontology annotation, cellular component: plasma membrane. The transcript is spliced from 28 exons. Lineage: Eukaryota; Metazoa; Chordata; Actinopteri; Cypriniformes; Cyprinidae.
UCUCGGUCGUGAUUCUGUUGUACCGUCUGUUCACUGGCGCUAUUUUUGUUUUACGUCGGUGCGCGCAUUUUAGACAUUAUUUUUUUUUAUAUUUGUUGACUUUCUGAAGUGUGUUUUUGCUUGCUUUGUUACCCGCGUACUCAUUUAGGAUAUCGCUGUGCGUAAUUACGCGUUACUCGCGUCUGGAAACUCCUUUACGCACAGCAUCAGCGCUUUCGGCUGGACUUUAGAUCAUCAUCAUCAUCAUCUCUGGCUGCUGUGUCUGAGGAGGAGGAGGAUGAUGGGUUCAGUGUGACAGUCAGGGCUGUAAGAUGCAGAAGAGCGUGCGUUAUAAUGAAGGGCACGCGCUCUAUCUGUCCAUGGUCGCGCGUAGAGAGGGAAUCAAACGCGGGUUCUUGAGUAAAAAAGCCGCAGAAAACAACCGCUGGAACGAAAAGUACUUCGCGCUGUAUCAGAAUGUGCUGUUUUGCUUUGAGAACGAGCAGAGCACCAGACCAUCAGGGAUUUAUUUGCUGGAGGGAUGCACCUGCGAGAGGAUCCCGGCUCCCAAAGUGUCCACCGUCGGGAAAGAGAGUUCAGAUAAACAGCAGUAUUACUUCCUGGUGAUUUUCGGCCACGAUGGGCAGAAACCUCUGGAGCUGCGGACAGAAGAGGAUGCUGAUUGUAAUGAGUGGGUGGAGGCCAUUCAACAGGCCAGUUAUUCAGACCUCAUCAUCGAGCGGGAAGUUCUCAUGCAGAAAUACAUCCAUCUGGUGCAGAUCACGGAGACGGAAAAGGUGGCGGCAAAUCAGCUGCGGACGCAACUGGAAGACCAGGAUACAGAGAUCGAGAGACUGAAGGCAGAGAUUGUCGUUCUGAAUAAAACACAAGAGCGAAUGUUGCCCUAUCAGUCCAAUCAAGAGGAAGAAGAUCCAGAUAUCAAGAAAAUCAAGAAGGUGCAAAGCUUCAUGCGUGGUUGGCUGUGCAGAAGGAAGUGGAAGAUCAUCGUGCAGGACUACAUCUGCUCACCUCACGCCGAGAGCAUGAGAAAGAGAAACCAGAUCGUCUUUAACAUGGUGGAGGCCGAGACGGAGUACGUGCUCCAGCUCUCCAUCCUGGUCAACUGCUUCCUGCGGCCGCUCAGGAUGGCGGCCAGCUCCAAAAAACCCCCCAUUAGUCAUGACGAUGUCAGCAGCAUCUUCCUCAAUAGUGAGACGAUAAUGUUUCUCCAUGAGAUAUUCCAUCAAGGCUUGAAGGCUCGGAUAGCCAACUGGCCAACUUUAGUGUUAGCGGAUCUCUUCGACAUCUUGCUGCCGAUGCUGAACAUUUAUCAGGAGUUUGUGCGAAACCAUCAGUACAGUUUGCAGGUUCUGGCCAACUGUAAACAGAACCGGGACUUUGACAAGCUUCUGAAGCAGUAUGAAGCCAACGCCACCUGUGAGGACCGAAUGCUGGAAACCUUCCUCACCUACCCCAUGUUUCAGAUCCCGCGGUACAUCAUCACCCUUCAUGAGCUCCUCGCCCACACGCCUCAUGAACAUGUGGAGCGCAAGAGUCUGGAGUUUGCCAAAUCCAAACUUGAGGAACUGUCCAAAAUGAUGCACGAUGAAGUGAGUGACACAGAAAACAUCCGUAAGAAUCUGGCGAUCGAGCGAAUGAUCGUGGAGGGCUGUGAUAUUCUGCUGGACACCAGUCAGACUUUUGUACGGCAGGGCUCUCUGAUUCAGCUGCCCUCCGUGGAGAAGGGUAAACUGAGUAAGGUGCGUCUGGGCUCGCUGUCGCUCAGGAAAGAAGCCGAACGCCAGUGUUUCCUGUUCACCAAACACUUCCUCAUCUGCACGCGCACCUCCGGCGGCAAACUGCACCUGCUCAAACAGGGAGGCAGGUUGUCUCUGAUAGAGUGUGCGCUUAUCGAGGAGCUGGACGCCAAUGAUGAAGACUAUAAUGCUGCUGGUCAGGGAUUCAAUCGUCUGGAGUUUAAGAUAGUGGUUGAACCUGCUGAUGGUCCGUCGUUUGCAGUCGUUCUGCUCGCUCCGUCUCGGCAGGAGAAAGCAGCCUGGACCAGCGACAUGAGCCAGUGCAUUGACAACAUUCGCUGCAAUGGCUUGAUGACCAGCGUGUUUGAGGACAACUCCAAAGUCACCGUGCCUCACAUGAUCAAGUCUGACGCCCGACUGCAUAAAGACGAUGUGGACAUCUGCUUCAGUAAGACGCUGAACUCCUGCAAGGUGCCACAGAUCCGUUACGCCAGCGUGGAGAGACUCCUGGAACGGCUGACCGACCUGCGCUUCCUGUCCAUCGACUUCCUCAACACCUUCCUCCACACCUACCGCAUCUUCACCACCGCUGCUGUCGUCAUGGACAAACUCUCCGACGUCUACAAGAAACCCUUCACGUCUAUACCGGUCAGGGCUCAGUAUCAUUCGUCCGACCGUUUGUCCAUCACCUCCAUCUGUCCAGACUACAGCCUGAAGAUCACAAGGCUUGCACUGGACCAGUCCAAGUCCCUCGAGCGUUUCUUUGCCACAAACCAAGGCCCCUGGAGCGGAGAGCACCUGAACAACAAAUCCCCCCGUCUGUAUCGCAAGUGCUCCUCUCCUCCGCCCGUCUCCAUCCCCUCGUGCACCUCUUCCCCCAUCCACCCGCGGAAGCUGUCCCUCAGCUCUCCUGUGAGCUGUAAGGGUGGAGCUCUGGACCUGUCGACGGCCACUUCUUCUGCGGCCAGCAGCUCGACGUCUCCUUACACCCCCGGCAUCACCUCCCCUCCACCCACCUGCACCAGGGCCCCUCUGGACCUCAGCCGGGGCCCCAGCUCCCCCGAGCUCAGCCCCUCCACCCCAGAGGAGAGCGGGGAGCUGCCGCGUAUAGAUGCCUUCUGUGGGAAGCUGCGACGGAGUAUUCGACGAGCUGUACUGGAGUCAGUAUCAUUGGAUAAGUUAAUUCCUGAGACGACCACGUCCAGUGAUUCAGGAGACAUGUCUCCAUGCCGUUCACCGUCCACCCCGCGACACCUCCGCUACCGAGCGCCUGCAGGUCAGUCUCCCGAGAGCUCCCGCUGUGCCGUGUCCCACGCGUCCGCCUUCGCCAUCGCCACCGCCGCAGCUGGACACAGCAGCCCGCAAGGAUUUACCAACCCUGAGAAAUCCUACGACAAGGAGUUCCUCAUCCACAGGGCCGCCACCAACAGGGUGCUCAAUGUCCUGCGCCACUGGGUUUCCAAACACUCGCAGGACUUUGAGAUGAACGCAGAGCUGACGACGGCUGUGAUCGCUCUGCUGGAGGAGGUGCUGCGAGAUCCAGAUCUUCUGCCGCAGGAGAGGAAGGCCGCAGCUAACAUACUGAGGUGGAGAACAUGUUAUCUGUCAGUCCGACUGCAUUUGUGUGCUUCAGCUGCUGCACUUUCUCAAGAAGAACAAGAUGAUUCACAGCUGAAGAUUGAGGACAUUGUGCGCAUGUCCGACUGUCCAAGAGUCAAAUGCUUUGAGUCGCUGUCGGCGAUGGAACUAGCAGAACAAAUCACUCUACUGGACCAUAUUGUGUUCUGGAAUAUUCCAUACGAGGAGUUUCUUGGUCAAGGCUGGAUGAAAACGGACAAAAACGAAAGGACACCAUACAUUAUGAAGACCAGUCAGCACUUCAAUAAUAUGAGUAAUCUGGUAGCCUCUCAGAUCAUGGCUCAUGCAGACGUGAGCUCCAGAGCUGCAUCCAUUGAGAAGUGGCUAGCCGUGGCUGAUAUAUGCCGCUGUCUCAACAACUACAACGGCGUGUUAGAGAUCACAUCCGCACUGAACCGCAGCGCCAUCUACAGGCUAAAGAAAACGUGGGCCAAGGUUUGCAAACAGACCAAGGCACUUAUGGACAGAUUGCAGAAGAUAGUUUCAUCUGAAGGGAGGUUUAAGAACCUGAGGGAAACUCUGAAAAACAGCUGUAACCCUCCGUGUGUGCCCUAUCUGGGCAUGUACCUGACGGAUUUGGCGUUUAUCGAGGAGGGAACGCCCAACUUCACAGAGGAGGGUCUCGUCAACUUCUCUAAAAUGAGGAUGAUCUCACACAUAAUACGAGAGAUCCGACAGUUUCAGCAGGCGCCCUACAGGAUUGAUCUGCAACCCAAGGUAACACAGUUCCUCCUCGACAAGACUCUUGUAAUGGACGAGGACACACUUUAUGAAUUAUCUCUUAAGAUUGAGCCAAGACUCCCUCCUGCCAACUAAACCUGAUGAUAAUGUUUACAACCAGACUCAGAUAUCAAAAAACUUUUUAUAGUCAGUUUGUGGGAAUCUAAACUUACAUCUGAACUGAAGUCUGUCCACUAUAGAAACAACAACCUAUCCAUAUAUUAAUUUCAUUCCAUAUAAUUUUGUAUCAUCUUUUUUUUUUUUUUUUGCUGUAAACUCAGGUUUAAAUGUGCCUUUUUGUAAAUAU